This is a messenger RNA of Fusarium sp. VM40, 978 nucleotides long. NCBI's taxonomy places the organism in Eukaryota, Fungi, Ascomycota, Sordariomycetes, Hypocreales, Nectriaceae. The record is from the annotation of a GenBank genome assembly.
AUGGCAGAACCAGACAUGAGUUCAAGCUCAAGAAGAAUACUGGCGGUGGCACUUGACAAUGAAACGGCCGUAUUGUCCAAACUAGUAAAGGACCUCACAGGAUCAGCCCCAGACACAUCAGACCCCUCCCUUAGUAUCGCGGGCACAACUCAUUCCCUUGCUCUAAAAACACCGUACUACUCCACUACUGUUCCCGUCUGGCUUGACCUCAUCGCCUCACCAUCGGAAUGGUCUGACUCAUUUCUCUCUCCCGAAGCCGUUGAAGUGCUUGCUGUGCUGGGAGGCAUAGUAGUUGUCUUUACGGCAGGGCCCAUCUCAGAGUCCCAAGACCAUCCAGCGAAGGAGCUGGUUGAGCAGGUUGGUAAUGUUCUGAAGAAAGGACUCGGAGGAUGGGAGUGGGACGGAGUUGGGUUGGCCAUUGGUGUAGGAGGUGAUGGAAACGAAGAGGACUGGGAUGAGAUAUGUGCAGAGGCUGGACUGGAGUUCGUCUCUGUUGGUGGAAAAGGUGAUACCGGCCGUAACGAGUUUGGAGAAAAAACAGGAGUGGCACGUGUAAAGCAGGCCUUGGAAGCAAACGACUGGGCUCAGAUCGAGGCACCGUUCUCUGAUUCCGAGUUUGGUGAUUUUGAAGCCAGUUCUGCCAAAUCACAGGACGAAGGAGAUAAAGAGUUGGAUCCCCAAAAGAUGGGUUUUGGAUUCGACAAGUCUGACUUUGAAGGCCUGCGACAUGCUAUAUGGGAGGCAAGCCAGGAUGUCGACGAAUCACCAGAAACCAGCAAAGUGGAGACCAACAAGGAGGAUAUACCUGAGGGAACCGCUGCAGGUGGCCUGGGAGAACUGGAUGAGGAUGAGAUUGCCAAGAUCGAGAAGAUGAUGAGAAAACUCCAAGCUGUGAGAGAAGCGGGUGAAGGGAUGGGCGAGGAACAGAGAAAGAGAAUGGCGGCCAGAGCUGUUGAGGAGGUCAUGAGAGACCUUUAA